Molecule: messenger RNA, 9215 nt
Organism: Acanthochromis polyacanthus (spiny chromis)
Lineage: Eukaryota; Metazoa; Chordata; Actinopteri; Pomacentridae
Gene: adamtsl4
Product: ADAMTS-like 4
Exons: 17
Coding region: 1573-5109 (1178 amino acids)
Biological process (GO): extracellular matrix organization
Cellular component (GO): extracellular matrix
Molecular function (GO): metalloendopeptidase activity
Source: RefSeq, a predicted model, not a curated record
UUUGAAUUAUUUGGAAAGAGUGUGAAUCAUUUUAAAAUUUUUGUGUCAUUGUGAACACAUUUUUCAAAACAUUCAGAAAAUUCUCAGGUUGAACUGCAGGCAGUGUUUCCUCAGAGAGACUGAGAUGAAAAUAAAUGCAGCAGAAACAUGCUGGAGAUCCAUCCAGAAUGGUGGAACAUCUCUCCACAGAUGAUGAGCAGAGUAGACAGGAAAAGUCUGGAAACAUGGAGGUAUUCAUCAUCAUUUUUUGACAAAUCUGGUCAUUCAGGACAAACUUUGAGUUCUUGGUCACAUUUUGAGUCGUUUUUGAGACGUGUUUGUCAGAUUAGACACAUCUGAAGUCACUGAUGCUGAGUCUUGAGUCAUUUCUGACUAUUUUUUCUUCAUUUUGGACGUUUGAUUCUCUGUGAGCAUGUGUGGUUGACUUUGUCUUUGAGCUGUUAGUGUUUGUGUUGGACCAGAAUCACUCAGAAAUUGUCCAGAAACUCCCCAUAAAGAUUACAUUUGUUGAUAAAGUUUUAGAAAAAGACUUGGACAUGCUUCAGAAUGACUCAGAGUUUGUCUUGAUAAACUCUUCCACUAACGGCCUACAGCUAAAAACACACCAGUUCAAAGUGGAAGCUGAUUUAUUUGUUAGGAUGAAACAAAGCCAUGUUUGUGACUGAUCUGUUUGCUCACUUUUAGAGCCGACAUGCUUCAGUUUGGAUCUGAGUCUGAAGUUAAAGCGACCGAUGAACUGGUUUCUGUUGAUCUGAUUCCAUCUGCAGCCGAGGGACUCUCAGAAUCAGAUUUAUUCUGUUUGUCAGGAGGCUGGAAAGCACAGCAGGCUCCUGUUUGGAGAGUAAAGUAUGUGACUGAUCCUAAAGAGAUGUUUCCUCCUCCUUCUGCAGACAUUUAAUGAGAGCAGUGAGGAAAACGGAUUUCACUGAGAGUCACGUUUUUAUUCACUGAGGUUAAAGUCCUGCAGAGGAACCAGAGCACCAGGACCAACGUGUUGGCCCAGUACGGCCCAGUACGGCCCAGUUUGGCUCAGCAUGAGUCCAGGAUAACCCAGUAGAUGUUUAUCUCCUGAUCGGGCUGAACCAACACGGUGCAGCAUGUCUUAAUGUGUUGUUGAAUUUCUCUUUGGGUGUUAAUAAAGUUGUUUCUUGUGUUGUAUUAAUAAAGUUGUUGUUUUGUUUUGUGCUGUUGUGUUCUCCUUUAGCUGUUAAAGUUGUAUUGUGUUGUUUUGUUGAAUUCUUUGGGUGAUGAUAAAGUUGUUUGUUGUGUUGUAUUAAUAAAGUGUUUGUGUUGUAAUUCUGAGGUGGGAUUGUGAAACUAGCUCAGCUCAGCCCCACUCGGUGUGCGGGUUCGUGCGUGUGAACCAGAGUUGUGUAAUGUGUCCAUUUUGUGUCUCCUGUCUCCCCCUUUCCUCCCGUUCCUCCCCCAGCGGCCCCCCGGCUGCCAGGCGUCAAUAAGGAGGAGAAAAAACACGGACCUCCCCGCCGUGGACAGAGUCACGGAGAGUGACAGGAGGAAGGGGACCGGACCGGACCGUGUGAGAGGAAAACACCCGGACCGGGGAUCAGGAGCAUGCGGCUCAGUUUGCUGUGCAGGAUCUUGGUGCUGUGGAGCUUCGUGGAGGCGACCACCUCCGUGACGAAGACCAAGAGGAAGGUGUCGGCUCGGAGGUCCCGCCAGGCGUUGGAGGCGGAGCCAGCAGAGGGGGUGUGGUCAAUCUGGGGGGAGUGGUCAGAAUGCUCUCAGACCUGCGGUGUGGGCGUGUCUCAGAGGAGCCGCAGGUGUUUACCUCCCCCCCAGACUCUGCCCCUCUCCCCUCACACCUGGACGGGCUACCUGCCAGGGAGCGUCAGACCUGCCGUUGUCAACCCCUACCACCCCCACCGUUACCCGGGGCAACACCGGCCCUACGCCCCGCCCCUCCCCUCCAACCGGAGCCCGGGACUGCCUCUGUACCGGAACACACCUGCCUCAGAGGCGGGGCUUCCCAUUUCAGGGCAGACCAAUCGGUCGCCUCCUUUUUACCAGCCGGAGUUCUCUCCAGCCAAUCAGGAUGCAGUUCCUGUUUACCAGCCGCCCUAUCGCAUGCCUUCGCUGGGCUACAACCAACCGGGUCGCAUCAUCAGGAGGCCGACCAACCCGGGAGCAGCUAGAGCUGGAGGGGGCGGUGCCAGACGCUCAGUCUCAGCCAAUCGGGAGGCUUUGACUUCCAGGAGGUCCUCCUCCAUUCGUCCGGGUCAGUUCGGUUACGGCAGAGUUCCCUUCUCGCUGCCGCUGCACCGACCCAACCGCCAGGCCCGGCACACCGCCAACGGAACCGCCAGCGGAACCGGACUGGAGGAGGAGGAGGAGGAGGGGAGGGGAGCUGAUGAAGAGGAGGACCAGGAGGAGGUGGAGGCUGCUACUAACCCCCAUCCUCCAACACCGACAUCCAGCCCUGGUGGUCCUGGUGGUCCUGGUGGUCCUGGUGGUUCUGGUGGUCCCUCCAGUGGUGGUCCUGGUGGUUCUGGUGGUUCUGGUGGUCCUGGCAGUUCUGGUGGUCCGUCCAGUGGUGGUCCUGGUGGUUCUGGUGGUCCUGGUGGUUCCUCUGGCCCCCAGCGGCCCCUCCUGCCGGCUCCUCCCCCGUUCUCCCGCUCCUCCUCCCCGCUGGUCUCCGGCCGUCACCGGUUGGUGUGGAGCUCUGUCACGGCUCCUCCUCCCCCUCCCCUGCCCCGUCCAGCCUCACCCUUCUCCUCCCCCCUCCACCGACCCGGACCGGCCGGCGGCGUGUUCCCUCUGCAGCGUCCUCACCUGGGGGCGGAGCCUGGGAGGGAGGGGGGCGGAGCCUCACAGGCGUUCAGGUGUUCAGGACCAGAGAAGGAGCAUCGCAGGUGUUUCUCUCAGGUGUGUUCAGGAUCCCCUCUGGACUCCAGAGCUGAGCAGUGUGCAGCUUUCAACACCCAGGAGUUCAUGGGUCGCCUCUACAACUGGGAGCCUUUCACUGAGGUUGGUUUGGAGAAACAGUGUGAGUUGACCUGCAGACCAGCCGGCUACCGGUUCUACGUCCGCCAGGCGGAACGAGUCCAAGACGGAACGACUUGCUUCAACGUCAGCACCAACGAUGUCUGCGUGGGCGGAAGAUGUUUGACCGAAGGCUGUGACGGCGUCUUGGGAUCCGGCUCGGUGGUCGAUCGGUGUGGAGUUUGUGGAGGACGUGAGACAUCCUGCCGAAAGGUGACGGGAAGCUUUCAGAACGCGACGGUUCCUUUGGGCUACCACAAGAUCCUGGACAUCCCACCAGGGGCCACCUUCAUCAACAUUGUGGAGAGGAGAGCAAGCCCCAACUACCUUGCCAUGCGGAGCGGCACCGGGGCCUCGGUGGUGAACGGACGCUGGGCCGUGGACCCUCCAGGAGACUACCAGGCAGGGGGGACCACCUUCACCUACAGCCGACCCAGAGCUCAGGCGGAAGGGGAAGAGGAGAAGGGCGAGUCCCUGAAGGCACCGGGACCCACCACGGCUCUGCUGCAGCUUUAUAUCAUCUUCCACAAGGAGAACCCCGGCAUCGACUACGAGUUCUAUGUCCCGCUGGAGAAGAAGGAGGAGAGACUGACGGAGAGGGAGAUGCCCAGAGAGCCAAUGAGGGACCAGCUGAGGGACCGAGAGCCAAUGAGGGACCAGCUGAGGGACCGAGAGCCAAUGAGGGACCAGCUGAGGGACCAAGAGCCGGCGAGGGCGUCGCUUCGCAGUCCUCUAACGGUGUCCAUGGAGGAGCCUCGACCUGUUCCUCCUCCUGUCCUAGCUCCUUCUUCCUCCUCCACCUCAUUGGAUCGUUGGACACCAGACAGGCCACGCCCUCGGGGAUCGGCGCCCAAUAGGAACGCUCGGAUUCCUCCUCGAACCGACGUCCCGCUGGACACCCAGCCACCGUUUGUGUGGAGGAGAGGAGGACUCAGCGAGUGUUCAGCCUCCUGUGGACGAGGUUCUCAGUUCAGAGUCAUUGUGUGUUUAAACCGACACACCGAUGAGGAAGUUCCAGAGAGGAAAUGUGAUUCUGCAGCUAAACCGCUUCCAGAGGAGGAGUCCUGCAACACGCAGCCCUGCCCACCGUUCUGGGAGGUCAGCUCCUGGUCUGAAUGCAGCGUUUCCUGCGGCGUCGGCAUGCAGCAGCGGCAGCUCCAGUGCAGGCAGAGCUUUGGGAACAGAUCCACCAUGGUCCAUCCUCAGCGCUGCUCCGCCCUCCAAGCCCCCGAAUCCACCCAGACCUGCCAGCUGCAGCUCUGCUCGCACUGGGAGGUCGGAUCCGACUGGAGCUCGUGUUCGGUGGACUGUGGCGUCGGCAGGAGGACGAGGAGCGUUCGCUGCGUCAGCGAUCAGGGCAGCGUGGUCAACGAUAAGGAGUGUAAUUCCAGGCUCCGCCCACAGGGGGACGAGGAGUGCAACAUGGGACCAUGUGUGACCAACUGGUACUUCAGCACCUGGUCCAACACGUGCUUGGCUCCGUGUGGUCCCGGGGUCCAGAGGAGGGAGGUGGUCUGUCUGACCAGAGGAGGCGCCAGAGAGGGAGGAGGAGGAGGAGACUGUGUUGGGGAGAAGCCGGCUGAGAUGAAGGCCUGCAAUGGAGGUCCAUGUGAGCCCACGGCCACCUGGUACAGCAGCCCCUGGACUCAGUGUAACGUCCUGUGUGGGGAGGGAACGCAGCGUCGAGACAUCAUUUGUGUCCAGAAGAUGGGGAACGUUUUCACCGUCGCACCGGUCGCCGAAUGCGCUCACCUGGACAAACCUGCGGCGGUGCAGGAGUGUGAGAUGGGAGAGUGUCGUCCCCAGUGGUUCACCACCGAGUGGAGCGCCUGCUCGCGGUCCUGUGGUAACGGGCUGCAGAUGAGGGAGGUUCGAUGUCUGACUGCAGAGAAGAAGCACAGCCCUGAAUGUGACCCCCAAACCAAACCUGAGCAGGAACAGACCUGCAGCUCCAUCCCCUGCAGCCCCCAGGUGGCAGAUGAGAACUGUCGGGACCGCAGCCAUAACUGUGUGAUGGUGGUCCAGGCCCGGCUCUGCGUUUACUCCUACUACCAGACCGCCUGCUGUGCUUCCUGCACGCACAGCGCCCAGCGGGCCAAGAGGCACUGACCGGCCAAUCACAGCCGCCCUGGAGCGCCAGGAGGCCAGGGAUUGGUCGAGGAGGGCUGAUGACGGCGCAGAAACGGACGCCCAGAGUGACGGCGACCAGAUUCCAUUUAGCUUUUUUCUCCUGAAUCUUCAGGUAAAACUGUGAAAGCAGAACUCCCAGAGCGCUGACAUGCAGUGAUCACUGCAGGAACCUCCAGGGAACCUCUAGAGAACCUUUAGGAACCUUCAUCUGACUGCAGGAACCUCUAGAGAACCUUUAGGAACCUUGGUUCUGACUGCAGGAACCUCUAGAGAACCUUUAGGAACCUUCAUCUGACUGCAGGAACCUCUAGAGAACCUUUAGGAACCUUGGUUCUGACUGCAGGAACCUCUAGAGAACCUUUAGGAACCUUGGUUCUGACUGCAGGAACCUCUAGAGAACCUUUAGGAACCUUGGUUCUGACUGCAGGAACCUCUAGAGAACCUUUAGGGAACCGCCCCGGUGAGCCCAGUUUCUGACAGCAGGUCAGUCGUUUCCAGGAUUCGUCUUUUUCUGUAUUUAUGCAUAAAAACACAAGAAAAUGACACAAAAAAACUAAAAAGUUUUGUAAUAUUCAGACACCGUUCCGUUCUGUUGGUUCUACCAUUUAGCAGGGCGAGAAAAAAGAACCAACGGGAGGAUUUUCAGAUUAUCUGUAGAAACUAAGUCCCACCUGAAGUCUAACGAUAUGAAAAUAGCCUUUAUUCAUGUUUAAUCAGUAAUUCUGUUUGUUUCUAAAAACAGAUCAGAUUUAUGAACGCAGGUCAGAGAGAAAACAGAAAAGCUCCGAUCUGUGAGAACGUUUAGAGAACUGUAAGAACUGAGAGGAGCUGAUGUUUCUCUGCAGGAUUUAGGUUCUCACCUGUUGGUCCACAAGCAGAAAAGAUUUUAAAAAACAGAAAAGAAACGGGUCGAUUCCUGCAGCAGAAGAGCGUCUCACAGCCUCGAUUCCACCUCACAGCACGUCGUUCCUGCUGAUGGUUCUCCAGGUUCCUGCUGAUGGUUCUCCAGGUUCCUGCUGAUGGUUCUCCAGGUUCCUGCUGGUGGUUCUCCAGGUUCCUGCUGGUGGUUCUCCAGGUUCCUGCUGAUGGUUCUCCAGGUUCCUGCUGGUGGUUCUCCAGGUUCCUGCUGGUGGUUCUCCAGGUUCCUGCUGGUGGUUCUCCAGGUUCCUGCUGGUGGUUCUCCAGGUUCCUGCUCUCUGAGGAUCUUCAAACCACUAACUUAAGCCCAGAUCUUCUGGAUUCCAGCCAGGAAGCCUUUUAUCGACAGGUCAUUUUGUCUUUUUUCUGUUUGCCAAAAAACACAUUUCCUUGAGAGUCCUUUUCGUCAGUAUCUGGACAGAAGAACCAAAGGAGUAGGGAACGUUAGCGACCAAACAGAAGGAGACGCUCCCACACAGGAAGUCAGCCGACAUGGAUGGAACCAGCUGAAAGUUUGACGAAAACAGAAACUUUGGAGUUUACAGGAAGAUAAAUAACGACAGUUAAAAAGCUAAAAAUGUAAAUUAAACACAUGUUUUAAAAGCUAAAUGUAGAAUAAAAUAGUUUAAACCACAUAAAAUAAACCACAUGAUGUGUUUAAGGACCAUCAGGAAAGUGAAGAUCAUCCAUGAUUCUGUUUUUACACUUUCUAACCUUUUAGUGACAAAAAUCUGUUUAAAUGAAGGAAAAAAACAAAUAUUAUGUUAAACGUGUGUUUGUGGAGCAAAGUUCAACCAAUAAAAAUACCAGAAUAGAUUUUAUUCACAUAAAAUAAACGACUUUAAGCUUGGAUUUGAUUCAUUUUUCUGAGUUCAAGGACCGUCAGAAAGGUGAAAAUCAAAGAGGAUUCUGACUUUUUUGUUUGCAAUGAUGAGCAUCACAAAUUAAAACCAGGAAAUAAUGAAAACAAACCGUUUAUUGGUUCCAAACUGAGCAUUUUCAGCCUUUCAAGAACCUUUUUGCGUCACAAAAAAGAAUAAAGACACAGAAAUGUAACACUAAUGAUGAUAAAUGUGAGUGAAACUGGAUGCUUUUAAAUGACACGUAGAAUAAAGUGAAUUUGAAUUUAAAAUAUGGAAUUUAAGCUCAGAUUUGGCCUCACAUGAUGCAUUCAAGGGCCGUCGGAAAGGGGAAAUCUAUCAUAACUCCUUAAUUUUUACAGUUUCUGGCUCAUAAUUUUGUUUUCCAACCCAUGAGUGAGUUCUUUAGGGUUCAUUUUGGAGCUUCUGCUGCACAGAAAACACGUUUGGUUUUAAUCUUUUUCUGCAUUUUGUCUUCAGUGAGGAAGAACAGAGAACAUGGACUUUAAUCCUGAACAACUUCUUCAUUUUACAAUCAAGACAAUUAAAGAAAAUGUCUUUACGUCUGAACGGUGGAAACACUGCCUGCAGUUCACCUGAAAACUGAAUUUUUAUCACCUGACCGUUAAACAGAGCAGGAAGCUGAGAAUAUUCAGUUUUUCACGGAAUCUGUUUAAUAUAAACGCUUCAUUUAAAAGAAGACGUGUAGAAAAAAGCCUUUUUUUCAUGACAUAAGAUUUUAACCCUCCUGCUGUCCUCAGUUACAGGCGCUAAAAAUAUUGUUUCCUUGACUGAAAAAAAUCCAAAAAUUCAGCAAAAAAAUUCCUCAAAUUUCUGAAAAUUUGCAAAACAUUCAGGAAGAAAAUUCCAAUAAUUCCUUAAGUUUUAUUUAAAAAAAUCCCCCAAAUUUGGCAAAAAAUUCUUGUAAAUAUUUUUUAAAAAUGAGUAAAAAUCUUUCAAAAAACCCCUAAAAAUAUCGAACGUGAUUCCAUAUUUAUCAGUAAAACUUCUGAUACAUUUUUAAGAACAUUCACACAAAAAUCAACUAAAAUCCAGAGAAAUUCACCGGAUUUUGUUUUAUUUUUUAUGAAUGUUCUGAAGAAACGUUCUUUUUUAACAUUUCUUUUUUUCUGCCAAGAAAUGUUCAAAGAUUUCCCAAAAAUGUUGAAAAUGUGGACAUCAGAAGUUUCACUGUGGAAAUAUAUUUUUUUCCACAUUUUAAACUUUAAAACGGGUCAGUGUGAGCUGCAGGACGACACCAGGGUUAAAGAUCGAUUUAGUUAAUUUUUCAGACUUCACACAAAAUAAAAGACGUGCAGAUGAGUUUUUUCACUCGUUAGAACAGAGAAACCAUGUGGCUGCUUCCUGGGAGGGAAGUGGAUCAUUCAGUGGAUCAUUCAGUGGAUCAUUCAGUGGAUCAUUCAGUGGAUCAUUCAGUGGAUCAUUCAGUGGAUCAUUCAGUGGAUCAGUCAGUGGAUCAGUCAGUGGAUCAGUCAGUGGAUCAGUCAGUGGAUCAUUCAGUGGAUCAUUCAGUGGAUCAUUCAGUGGAUCAUUCAGUGGAUCAGUCAGUGGAUCAGUCAGUGGAUCAUUCAGUGGAUCAUUCAGUGGAUCAUUCAGUGGAUCAGUCAGUGGAUCAUUCAGUGGAUCAUUCAGUGGAUCAUUCAGUGGAUCAUUCAGUGGAUCAUUCAGUGGAUCAGUCAGUGGAUCAGUCAGUGGAUCAUUCAGUGGAUCAUUCAGUGGAUCAUUCAGUGGAUCAGUCAGUGGAUCAUUCAGUGGAUCAGUCAGUGGAUCAUUCAGUGGAUCAUUCAGUGGAUCAGUCAGUGGAUCAGUCAGUGGAUCAUUCAGUGGAUCAUCAGUGGAUCAGUCAGUGGAUCAUUCAGUGGAUCAUUCAGUGGAUCGGGUCAGUGUGGGUGUUUCUGCUUUCACCUGAGCAGGUAAAUAAACGUGUUUUUCUCCAAACCUCCACCUGAAGCCUUCCAGGUGAGGAGGUCUGUACAUAUUUGUCAGAUAUGUUUUAUAAUUAGUGUUCUCGUGUCCUUUCUCCUCGUUAACGGAUGUGACGGCCGUACGAAUGUUCUCUUCUCUAAUCCUAUGCUUUAUAUCUAAACACAGAAACCAGGACAGUAAUUUAUCUGUUAUCUAAAGAAACAUGUAAUUUAUUUUCUGUUUUUUUCAGGAGUUGUAGAAUUAUUAUUUUUUCUUUGUUACCACCAGAGUUUAUGAAGACAUUUAGUUUGAUUAUUUUCAUGUAAAAGCAAAGACUUUUAUUAUCUGUGAGCUUCAUCUGAAAUAAACUGAAACCAGGAA